Molecule: messenger RNA, 735 nt
Organism: Penicillium concentricum
Lineage: Eukaryota; Fungi; Ascomycota; Eurotiomycetes; Eurotiales; Aspergillaceae
Product: acetoacetate decarboxylase family protein
Exons: 1
Coding region: 1-735 (244 amino acids)
Molecular function (GO): lyase activity
Source: RefSeq, a predicted model, not a curated record
AUGCCUUUUGGAACUCUCUCCGUGACCGCCAAUGGCGUCCCUCAAUUCGCUCCUCCAUAUAAGACGAACAUCCAGCAUUUCACCGAUGUCACCCUCCUCAAGAUCGCCUACCGCGUCACCUCCGCCAGUAUCCGUCAUUUGGUACCAGAUGUGCUCGAGCUAGAAGAUGAACCAUUGGUUUAUGCCAUGUUAGUCGACUAUGGCAUGAGCACCGUCGGCACAUACAAAGAGUAUAUCCACAAUGUCGAAGUGACAUACAAAGGCAAAACCUACGACUACUCUCUCUCUUUAAUUCUAAACAACGAAUCCGCCAUCCUCUGCGGCCGUGAGCAAUACGGCUACCCCAAGCGUUUCGGAUACGUUUCCCUCAACAUGGAUACUAGUUCACACAUAUUCCAGGGCCAUGUCGAGAGACCGGUAGGACAGAAGAUUGUCAACUUCAAUUUUGCACCCUCGAGUCUCCUUCCUGCUACGGACCAGAAUAUCAACGCAUUGAAUCUUCGCGUCAUUCCCUCGCCGCUGGCAAACCAGCUACCAUCGGUUAAAGAGCUGGUUCCCACCGUCAUGGAAAUCAAGACGAAAGAGGUCUGGCUUGGGUCUGGGUCUGUCUCUUUUCCGGAACCUUCUCCGUUCAAUCCUCUGCAUGAAUUGGAAAUUCUCCGCUACGAGCCGGCUGUGCUGGUUCGUGGAGCGACGUGUGUGCUUAACCAGGCUACAGAGGUUUUCCAGUUAUAG